AGGUGGCAUGAAACGUCCUGUUUGUAAGCAUAUGCAUAAGGAAUGCUCUUGGCACACCUUGAUGAGUUACUUUGGCCUAAACAUCGAUUGCCUCUUGUAAAAACCUAAAUGGCAGCUCAGAAAAGGAAAUCUAUGUUAGUAGAGCCUUCUGCUAAACGCCCAAAGCUGGACAAGAACAGCAAACCGUCAUUGGCAAAGAAGGAAAAAGAAGUGUCAGAUACAAAACAUGUCUCAAACAAGUCAAAGCCCAAUCAGUGUGCAGCACAGGAGAAAACCGUACUCAAAACCUCUGCCAAGUCAAACAGUGACAACACCAAUGAACCUGAACUAGGAACACGCAUGACUACAAGAUCAUCAGGAUUCAACUCAAAUAAUAAAACAAUACCCGAGAAAAAGGUCCAACAGCAGCCUAAGUCUACAAAAAAUAAGGAGGUAUGCCAGAAAAAACCUGUGCAAGAAAUUCCGAAGUCAAAAUGCAUAAUUGUGCCAGACGAGCCGGUAAUGAGGAGAUCACAAAGGCUGCAGCAGUUAACACAUGCAGCUGUACAUGUACCAGCAAGAUCCCUGCGCAACAGAGAAGUUAAAGAAAGAGCUUUGGAAGUUAAACAGAGUAACCAGACAAAAAGACAUGCUCACAGUGUUGCAGCAAAAGUACUUAAAUCUGCUGGAGAGAAAACGGAACAGAAAAACACAAAAAUAAAGCCAAACAAUACAAAUGAGGAUAAAGAAAUACAUGUGGAAGUGACCAGCUCUCUGAAAGAGAAAAAAUGUAAAGCAGACAGUAAAAAUGAUAAUUCAAACAGUUUUCAACAUGACCUUCAAGGGUCAUCAUUAUGUCCUGAUGACAGUCUUGGGGAAGUUAAGAAAGGCCCUGCAUCUCCUAUUCCUAGCAACACAAAGAAAGUGGAAACAGAUUCUCUUAAGCCAAAUUCUAAGACGGUAACUAAGGAAAAGCAGCAAGUGCAUCAGAACGUAAAAAACAGUACAAAACCAAAAAAGAUUGCACAGCCAUCUCUAAGUGAAACACAUGUGCCUGAUCAGCCAGAGAACGAUGCGAAAUCCAAAAGGGUAAGCAUCCUUGAACUUUGUGAAGAAAUUGCAGGUGAGAUUGAGUCAGACACAGUAGAGGUGAAAAAAGAUUCCCCUCAUGCCGAGUGUAGAAAAACAGAAGAAAAGCAUGCCGACGUCCAGCUUCAACAAAGUGAAAUGCUUACUCAGAAAGAACCUACUCAGAGUACUCAAUGCAAACGUUUUUUCCCUAGCAAAAAAGGAAUGCCUGUCAAAUGCACUCUGAAUGGUAGAAAUAACUCCUCAAACAAAAAUUCUAAAUGGACCAAAAUUAAAUUGCUGAAAGCUAGUAACGUGAAGCAAAGUAACUUAAAUUCCGCAAAUGCCCCCAAGCUUUCUUUGCUAAAAGAUUACCCUGAAGUUUCAGAGACAAGUCAAAUAGCUACAGAAGCAGAGCUUUCAAAGGCACGAGGCAAGCUGUCUGAGGAUGAAAGUGCAACUUGUGUGCAGGAGAAAUCAGAUCAUUCAUCUGAAAGAACCGGAGCUAAAGAAGUGACAUCAGAAAUGAAACAACCCGCAAAGAGAGGUGCAGAAAAUGGUUUGUUGCAUAAUUGUGCAAAACAUUUAUGUGAGCCACGACCAGAUGAGACCUUUCGAUUACGUUUGGAAUCAAGUCCAGAAAGCUCUCCAGUAAAGUAUGUUCCAGCUCCUAAACCACCAAAACAAGUAAAAAAAGAAGCUGCAGAAAGUGAACCUCAAGGUUUGGCACCCAAGCAGUUGACGCAAACUUCAGCUACAAAUCAAACUUCUGAAACUGAGAACAGGGUUCCAUUGUCAAAUCCUUCAUUAGCAUCAAAAUGCAAUAACUUCCUACCAUCUGAGGAACAUAUUCAGAAGCUAAAAGAAGCAGGAAAAGAUGAUGAUAAGCAGCUGAUCAUAGAUGCAGGACAGAAGAGGUUUGGUGCUAUUUCCUGUAAUAUUUGUGGAAUGCUUUACACUGCGUCAAAUCCAGAGGAUGAGACCCAACAUCUGCUCUUUCAUAACCAGUUCAUAAGUGCUGUAAAAUAUGUG
Messenger RNA from Antrostomus carolinensis (chuck-will's-widow), 2079 nucleotides. Its product is annotated as N-acetyltransferase ESCO1. The record is from RefSeq and is a predicted model, not a curated record. Gene Ontology annotation, cellular component: chromatin; nucleus. The annotation marks the transcript as partial. Lineage: Eukaryota; Metazoa; Chordata; Aves; Caprimulgiformes; Caprimulgidae. The transcript has 7 exons. Gene Ontology annotation, biological process: mitotic sister chromatid cohesion. Gene Ontology annotation, molecular function: protein-lysine-acetyltransferase activity.